AUGUCGAUCCCAGUCACGCCGUCGCGCGUCGGAAAGCCCGGCCCUGAUCCUGCCAAGCGUGUUUAUUUCAAGCUCGCUUUUUUCAGUGUCUCGUUGUUUGUGGCACCGAUUGCCGCGUACUAUUAUAGCAAAGACCGUUGGUUCGGUGGCGAUGCUGUAUAUUCUGGCGGUCUAGCCGCAUUGGUAGCCAAUGUGGUCCUGUUUGGCUACAUUGUCACCGCGUGCCUCGAAGACGAUGGCUCGAAGGCGGAAGCCAAGCGCCAGGAAAAGAAGUCGGAGUAA
Messenger RNA from Malassezia pachydermatis, 282 nucleotides. RefSeq names its product vacuolar atpase assembly integral membrane protein vma21. The record is from RefSeq and is a predicted model, not a curated record. Lineage: Eukaryota; Fungi; Basidiomycota; Malasseziomycetes; Malasseziales; Malasseziaceae. Gene Ontology annotation, biological process: vacuolar proton-transporting V-type ATPase complex assembly. Gene Ontology annotation, cellular component: endoplasmic reticulum membrane. Bases 1 to 282 code for a protein of 93 amino acids. The transcript has 3 exons.